UAAUUGAAAAAAGUCUUUAUUUCUGGGGAACAACCUGAAAACAACUGAACUGAAAAAAGUAUUUGGAAGGUGAAGAUGGGGAAACAAUUAUGUAAUAUGUUUUCCAAACACCGGGCACAAGCUAUGAAUACAGCAUUGGACCAGCUGUAUGGACUCAGAGCUUCCAUCAUGGGUAAAAUGCUAUCCAAGGUGUUUGGGAAUAAGGAGAUGCGAAUUUUGAUGUUGGGUUUGGAUGCUGCUGGGAAGACCACCAUUCUUUACAAACUCAAGCUAGGACAGUCCGUCACCACUAUCCCAACUGUAGGUUUCAAUGUAGAAACGGUUACCUACAAAAAUGUAAAAUUUAAUGUCUGGGAUGUAGGCGGCCAGGACAAAAUUCGGCCUCUCUGGCGGCAUUACUAUACUGGAACGCAGGGUCUCAUCUUUGUCAUCGAUUGCGCUGAUCGAGAUCGGAUCGACGAGGCACGUCAAGAACUCCACCGAAUUAUUAAUGACCGAGAGAUGCGAGAUGCCAUCAUUCUCAUCUUUGCCAAUAAACAGGACCUUCCAGAUGCCAUGAAACCUCAUGAGAUCCAGGAAAAGCUUGGACUUACCCGCAUUAGGGAUAGAAACUGGUAUGUCCAACCAUCUUGUGCAAAUACUGGAGAGGGACUUUGUGAAGGUCUCAUGUGGUUGACAUCGAAUUACAAAUCCUAAAUGGUUACCAUUACUAUUUUGUACUUUCAAUUUGAUUUGGGUUUUUUUUUAAAAAAAAAAACCACUGAAGGACUGGCAGCAUAGCUGUGUCUUCUUAUUUUCUUUUUAAUUAUUUUUUACAUUUGUUAUUCCGAAAUGCUUUACAAAAGAGCCUUGAAGGGGUUAUUGGCUUCACCCAAUUUCUCCCCCCCACUGAGAGCAAGGAAGGUUAAAAGAGAGAGAACUUUAACGUUGUGUGCACCUAGUGAGAUGGAAAAAUAACACUUUGCGGUGCCAGCCUAACCAUCAGUGAGCAAGUGUAAAAUCAGAUGAUUGAUAGUGAUGUGCAUCAAUACUUCAGACUUCAAAAAAAAGGUUGUUUUUUUUAACAUUCCCUGUGCCCAUAAAAUGCCCAAUGCUUUUUGUGUCAUUUAUAAGGGACCUUUUACCUUUAGUGCUGCAAUGUAAGAACUUCAAGCAGUUGUUUCCGUCCUUUGGAUAAAAUAAGAGGAAUGUACAUUCAGUGUAACAAUUGCUGAGUGUUUUGAGGCAUAGUGAAAUAUUUAUUUAUGUGCCAGUUCUAUCACCUCUCCUACAGGUGAAUGCGGUGCAUUCAGAGGGCACCUGACGUUUAUAGCCUGUAGGAAAGUAAGUUAUCUGUAAGAUAUAAAUCUUGAAAGUCUAAAUCCUCCAAAAUUCUCCUGUACAGUAGGGGAAUUCACAGCGUUUCCUAGGUUAUGCCGUGGCAGGGGUGUUUCAGAAGAACUGCUUUUGAAAUGGAGUUAAAACCGAAUGUGUGCAUUGCUGGAGAAAAGGCUCUGGCCAGUUUUAAUACAUGUCUAUUUCUCCGUCCUUACUGGUGCUAUUUAAUCUUCUUUUUUCUGUGAUGAGAAAUCACAAGUUUUAUAAAGAUGUGUGCCACACAGGAUUCUUUCACAAAAUUAACUAUCUGCACAUCAUACUGAUUAGGCACUUCAGUAAGGCUUAGCUCAGUAUGUUGCUGCUCUGAUUUAUGUAAAGACUGACAUACUAAUAAAAAUGCCUAAUCAUGUUAAUAUACACACAAUGGUUUAUUUGCAAUUAAUUCAUCUCAAAUACAUUCCCCUGAUUAUUUCUGUGGUUUUCAUUCCAACUUUUCAGCUGGAGUCAAUGAAAGAGCAAAGUAUAAUCUUCACAAUGCGCCAAGCAGUCUGUGAUACUGAAAUCAUGGGAUCAUUUUACUUUUUAAGGACUUUCCAAUUUCUCAUAGACUGCAUAUUAAACUUUGCACUUCUAAUUUAAUGUUAUUUUUUUGCCAUUAUUCUGUUUUUAGUCUUCAUAAAUCAUGCAUUUUUUGAAAUUAAACUUCUCAUCAUUUUAAUAAA
Xenopus laevis (African clawed frog) is the source of this 2039-nucleotide messenger RNA. It is a transcript of the gene arf6.S, whose product is annotated as ADP-ribosylation factor 6 S homeolog. Gene Ontology annotation, cellular component: membrane; ruffle; recycling endosome membrane. The record is from RefSeq and is a predicted model, not a curated record. NCBI's taxonomy places the organism in Eukaryota, Metazoa, Chordata, Amphibia, Anura, Pipidae. Gene Ontology annotation, molecular function: GTP binding; GTPase activity. The transcript is spliced from 2 exons. The coding region runs from base 76 to 696 and encodes 206 amino acids.